Mastomys coucha (southern multimammate mouse) is the source of this 1537-nucleotide messenger RNA. RefSeq lists its product as uncharacterized. The transcript is spliced from 3 exons. NCBI's taxonomy places the organism in Eukaryota, Metazoa, Chordata, Mammalia, Rodentia, Muridae. The coding region runs from base 1 to 666 and encodes 221 amino acids. The record is from RefSeq and is a predicted model, not a curated record.
AUGCCAGGGAAUUGUGAAACACUUUCAGGAGCCAGUGACCUUCGAGGAUGUGACUGUGAACUUCACCUCAGGAGAGUGGACUUCAUUGGACUCCAGUCAGAAGAAGCUCUACAGGAAUGUGAUGAAGGAAACGUUUCUGAACCUGAUCUCCAUAGAAGGCAGGUGGUUGAGAAAGACUAUGGAUAUGAACACGAGAAUCAUCGUGAUGGGAACCAGGAACCUAUUCCAGAGACUAUGGUCAGUAAAGACAAGCCUCCUGCCAAAUCAGCAAAUGUGAACACACUACAUGGAAGGAAUGCCAUUGGGAACUCAUCCUCGCAAGUGUAUCUCAGAGACGACACUAGAGGGAAAGGAUCUCAAAGUCAGGAAACUGUGACGAAGGCUUUUAUACAUCAGAAAGGUCUGAAAAACAGUCCUUUGGAAUCACCUCCGGUACUUCAAACUUCGAGAGAGAAACCUUAUAAAAGCCAACACUGUGAGGAAGUGGGUAGCAGCCUUCCUUCUCCUCAGUCUCAUGAGAGAACACAAAGCGGAGAUAAACUCAACCAGACCAUACUAAGGAGGUGCACAGAUGACCAGAAAGGCGAUGGACGCCGGACAGAAUUGAAACCAUAUGAGCGUAAGGACUGUGAAGAAGUCGUCAUCCAGCCUUUUUUAUGUACUUAAAUCUCAUAUAAGAAAUAAACUCUAUACAGAGAAACCCUGUCUCAAAAAAACAAGGAAAGAGAGAAAGAAAGAAAGAAAGAAAGAAAGAAAGAAAGAAAGGAAGGAAGGAAGGAAGGAAGGAAGGAAGGAAGGAAGAAAAAAAGGAAGGAAGAAAAAGAAGAAGAAAUAAACUAAAUACUUUCCUGAAGUUAGUCCAGAACAGUUUGAAAAUGAACAGCUUAAAAGAAGUACGGUCAAAUUCAAGCAUUUUUACCUUUGGCCCAUUCCUACACAGGAGUUUCACUUUGCAUUAUAUUUUUAUUAGGAAGGCAGUGUGUGGUUUCUAUGGUUACUCCAGCUUACCUUUUCCCAUCUGAAAAUUUGAGGGUAGGACUGAAGAGAAGAGAAGAGAGAUUUAUCUUUGUGAGUCUGGGUUAACAUAAUUGUUUUCUAGUCGAUUCCAUCUGCCAAACCAUUUUCUGAUUUAAGAUUUCUUUCUAUCUGAAUAGUAUUCCAUUGAUAAUUGGGAAGGGUCUAGAGAGUGGAAUUGCUGAGGGUGAAUGGCAUGAGGGGAAAAUGGCAGAAGUAUGAAGGGGGAGAUUUUUAGUUGGGCAUGAGGAAGGUCAACAAGGAGAGGGAAGAAGAGCAAACACAUGUUAUUUGAUAAUCCUCAAUGAGUUGUUAUCUUGCACAUACCUAAAGUUAUUAUAUAUAACACAUAAAUGUAUGAAUAAAGAUCACACUGAUCCAUGUUAGCUCUUUGUGGCUCUAACUUUCAUAUCACAAAUGUAAACUCUUGGCUACUGCUCAUUGCUGUUCUCACCUGCCAUGAUAAUCAUGGGCUCUAACCUCUGGAACCAUGAGUGCCAAUAAAUCAUUAUUUUUUUCAUCA